Messenger RNA from Solea solea (common sole), 774 nucleotides. RefSeq names its product collagen alpha-3(VI) chain-like. The record is from RefSeq and is a predicted model, not a curated record. Lineage: Eukaryota; Metazoa; Chordata; Actinopteri; Pleuronectiformes; Soleidae. The transcript has a single exon. Bases 1 to 729 code for a protein of 242 amino acids.
AUGAACCUUGGGAUAAACAUUUACCGUCAUACUUUGACACAGUUAAAAGUUCAAGAUGAGAAUCUAAUCAUGUCUGAAAUCUUAUGUUUCUUAGUGGAGAAAAAACCAGCUGGGAGGGAUGUUGUGUUCUUGUUGGAUGGAUCUGAGAGUACUAGAACAGGAUUCCCAGCUAUGAAAGACUUUGUGCAAAGAGUAGUAGAGACACUCAGUGUGGAUGACAACAAAGACCGAGUCUCAGUGGUUCAGUACAGCAGAGAUCCAGCCGUCCAGUUCUAUCUGAACACAUACACAACAAAGGGCGAGGUCCUUGACACCGUCAGAGGCUUGAGGCACAAAGGCGGGCGACCCCUCAACACUGGAGCAGCUCUCCAGUACUUGAGAGAUAAUGUCUUCACGGCCUCUGCUGGAAGCAGGCGCCUGGAUGGAGUUCCACAGGUGCUAAUUCUGCUAAGUGGGGGAAGGUCUUUUGACAGUGUCGAUGCCCCAGCCUCUGCUCUCAAACAUCUGGGCGUCUUGACCUUUGCAAUUGGAACCAGGAGCUCUGAAAUGAGAGAACUGCAGAAGAUAGCUCAUGAUCCCAAUCACGCUAUGGCUGUGUCUGAAUUCACUGACCUUCCCACUGUCCAGCAGCAGCUUCAGUCCUCCUUGGAGACUGCAGUUAUCGACGUCAGCCCAGAAUCACCGACAGUACUUGGUAUGUUAACUAGCGAGAGCGCUUUCCAACUGUGACUUGUUUCGCCUACACUAAGGGAGAGAAAUAAAGUCUGAGUGUUG